CGCUGGAAGUUUGUGUUCGUAUCUGGGAGUGAUUUUGUGUACACAGUGCUUAUGAAAUUUAGAUAAGAAUACAGGGGAAAAUGAGCAAAGGGUUUGGAGACAUAAUCAGUUAGCGAGGAGUCAGAAGCUCAGACAGACCGAGAAAUCGAGAGAUGUGGAAUGAGAUGAAAGGCACACACCAACUGUCAGAUCCCUCUUUUUUUAAGAACACAUUGAGAAGGGAGAGAGGCGUGGAAUUGUUCCCUCCUUCUUUAUAGUGGAGCGUUUGGAUGUAAGGAGAGAGGGAAGGCUAAAAGAGGAAUGAGACACAGAGAGAGACAUCAACUGCAAAUAGGGGAUUAAGCAACACCAUAACAUAUUUUAAAAAACGAGAUCAAGUGUGUGUGAGAGAGGGUACGAGAGAGAGAGAGGGAGAGAGGGAGAGAGAAUAGACAGAGAGAGGAGCACUUAUCCAAGGAAACGUUGGUACUGUUAGAUGACAAACAAGAAGAAAAAAGCAGAGAGAUAUUAAACUGGGCUGGAUUAGAUUUCUCUGCACUGUGGAGAAACACAGAAACACACACACACAGAGGAGUGUGAUGCUUCCUGCCUGAGCACUAGCUGUAUGCCGUUUGUUUGUAUUCAGGUUGUUUAGAGUGUAAAGUGCAUAGUGUGUUUCAGCCAUGAGGAGGAUAUUAUCUUUUACCUUUGCAUCACUGCUGGUGAUUUCUUUGUCAGGAGCAUGGAGACCAUCUCAACCUAGACUGCAGUUCACACACUUGGAGCUAGUCCAUAGCGGCAGGCUGAUGUCUCUGCCGCUUUCUGCCGGGUAUCUGAACUCUCUGCUGCCUGAUGAAGAUGGCCGUCGUCUGUACAUCAGCAUGAAGGACUAUUUACUGUCAGUCAGCCUGGAUGAUGUUACACAACCCACUCGCAAGAUUUACUGGCCUGCGAACCCAGAUCGAAUCCAGGACUGUCUGAUGGCUGGAAAAGACCCACAGCUGGAGUGUGCCAAUUUCCUGCGUGUAUUGGAGACUUAUAACCAAACCCACCUGUAUGCCUGUGGAACGGGAGCCUUCAACCCUCGCUGUGCCUACAUUCCCACCCGCCUCUUCCUCACGACUGAGGAUCAGACGCUGCAGUAUGAACAGACAGAGACUGGAAAAGGAAAAUGUCCCUAUGACCCCCACCAAAAGACUGCUACUGCUAUGAUUGAUGGAGAGUUGUAUGCUGGAAUCACGUCCGACUUCAUGAGUCGCGACUCUGCAUUUUUUCGAAGUCUUGGAGAACGUCACGUGAUCCGCACAGAGCAAUAUGAACCAACCUGGCUUCAGGAUGCUCAGUUUGUGCGUGUGGCCAUGAUGAAGGAGAGCGAUAAUGAGGAAGAUGAUAAGGUCUACCUGUUCUUCACUGAGCGUGCUCAGGAGGCUGAGGGGCCCGCCGGCAAAGUCCUGUACACACGAGUCGCCCGUGUCUGCAAGAAUGACAUUGGUGGCCAGCGCAGUUUGGUGAAUAAAUGGAGCACGUAUCAGAAAGCUCGAAUGAUCUGCUCUGUUCCUGGACCUGAUGGCUUACAGACACACUUUGACCAACUGCAGGACAUCUUCAUUCAUCAUGGCAAAGACGAGAAGAACCCGCUGAUAUACGGCCUCUUUACUACCACCAGUGAUGUGCUAAAUGGAUCAGCGGUGUGUGUCUACCGCAUGCAAGACAUCGUCCGUGCCUUCAAAGGAAACUUCUACCACAGAGAAGGGCCACAGUAUAAGUGGGCAGAGUUUACAGGCAGAGUGCCCUAUCCCAGACCUGGAACAUGUCCAAGCAGCACUUACGGAAGUUUCCGGUCCACUCGGGAGUAUCCUGAUGAUGUCAUCUUCUUUAGCCGCACCCAUCCACUCCUGCAGGAAGUGGUGCGUCCUGUGGAUAACCAACCUUUGUUAAUUAGAGUCGGUGUUGACUACAAGUUGACCCGCAUUGUUGUGGACAGAGUGGAGGCUGUGGAUGGACAAUAUGAUGUUCUCUUCAUUGGGACAGAUUCUGGGCUGGUGCUAAAGUCCAUUCACCUCCCCCAAGAGCAAGGACAAAGUCAAGAGGUCACCCUGGAACAGCUGCAGGUCUUCAAGCACAAGUCACCAGUCACCGCCUUGACACUGUCCAAGAAGAAGUGGCUGUUUGUGGGAUCUGCAGAAGGUGUGUCUCAGUUGGCUCUGUAUCAGUGUGACCUAUACGGUCAGGUAUGUGCAGAGUGCUGUCUGGCCAGAGACCCAUACUGCAACUGGGAUGGCCAUGCAUGCAGCCCUUAUAUGCCAGUUGCACGCAGGAGAAGCACUCGUCACGUAGGUGAUUAUGGGAAUCCUUUAACCGAGUGUGUCCGACAAGGAGCUGGCCUAGAGGUGCAGUCUGAGGAGAAGGAAAUAGUGGUGGCUGUUGGGAACAGUACCUAUCUGGAAUGUCUGCCUAAUUCACAGCAUGCCACAGUUACCUGGUUUAAACAGACCGGAGAGAACAGUCUGGAACAACAUGAGGUGACCUCAAGGGAUCAGCUGGUAGUGAUUGACAGGGGCAUCCUGAUCCCAAGGGCACAGCUUAACCACGGUGGGAUUUAUCACUGUCAGCUAGAGGAGCAUGGUUUCCGUUGGACGGCUGUCACAGUUCGAUUGAGCGUGUGGAGUCCCAGUCAGCGUGCCAUGGCAGACUCCACCCAGCCUUGGAAACAGGAUGUGAUGGCUCUGAAUCGCCACAGUGACUUGGAGCACUACUGCAAGGAACUGGGCAAACAGCGUCAUGAUCACAAAAAAUCCAGGGAAAAGGAGCAGGCACAGGAGAGAAAGAAAGGGGAAAGACAAAAUCAUGGAGGAGAACGAGGAGAGAAAGAGAGGGAGCGAGGAAAAGGCAGGAAGAACAGAAGCAAAAUGGGCAGCUCUGCUUUAAGGUCACCAAGAAGCACUUAGAGACGUUUCAAAUUUGCACAAAAGGCAAUCUACCAUCAAUACAAUACAUACAUUACAAAGAAACUGAAUAGCAAAUACCUUCACAAAUUUAAAUAUGAACUCACAUAUAUAUGAACAUGCACAGAAUAGUGACAGUAUUGUUUUUCUUGAAGCUAAAUGAGAGGACGGUUGCUAAGCAGCGACGUAUGAAUGACAGGGGGUGUGGCUUUUAUGUGGCAUGAUCUUGAAGCCAAUGGACAUAUGGAUUUAUGGUAUAUAGUGACUGAGCCCUGCAGAGCUGAAACUCCUUACAAACAUACAAAAUCAUCUCAGACAUUUUUGUAGUUUGUGGAAAUAACAAAAAAGAAAAGCCUCCAGGAUUUUUGGAGCACCUUUAACAGCUCAUUAUUUUAAAAAGACUGCUCGCUGUGAAGCACACAUUUUACAGUUAUUGCAUAUUAGCUGCAUCUAAAUGUAUUGUUUUGAAAAUGUUUUCUCUUUUUUCUUAUUUAUCUUUGUAUUUAUUUUCACUUUCCUUGAGAGAAAAGUUGUAUAUUUGUAGUGAUCUUUUUCUUCAGUCAUUAAGAAUGGACAAAAAAAAAUUCCUACGAUGACCUUUUGGUGGUUAAAUACUUAGUUAAAUCAUUGCUGUUGAAGGAAUAUCCUUUAGAUAUUAAGAGAUUUGCAAAAUACAUGUGAUAGAUGAAAACCUUGCUUGAUGUUUAGCUUGAAGUUUCCUGGCAUUGAGAUAGCUUUAAAAUGGACUUGACUAUACAAAGAGGGAAAAAUCAAGUCAAAUCUUUGGUUUUCUAAUAACCAAACAUGAUCUGAUUGGUUUAGGAGCACUUCAUGCAAAAUAAAAUAUACUUGACUGCAGCCACGCACGACGAACAUGAUAACAUCUAACUUCAUGACGAGAGCAGGGUCAUCAACCGAACGAUUUACCUAACAGAGUUUAAACAAGUUCACCUCACCCAGGUGCAGGCUGUUUUUAUGGAUCUUAAUAGAAGCCUGUGUUUAAAACUAUGCAGUUAACUGUUGCACUGCACAACUACAGUAUCGGUGGAAAGUGUUUAAUAACCACCUGAUAAGGAGGCUUAACAUCUUUAUAUUCACACAAUAAAAUGACAGUGAGGAUCUUAAAAAAACUAA
Tachysurus fulvidraco (yellow catfish) is the source of this 4058-nucleotide messenger RNA. It is a transcript of the gene sema3h, whose product is annotated as sema domain, immunoglobulin domain (Ig), short basic domain, secreted, (semaphorin) 3H. The transcript is spliced from 17 exons. The record is from RefSeq and is a predicted model, not a curated record. Gene Ontology annotation, molecular function: neuropilin binding; chemorepellent activity; semaphorin receptor binding. NCBI's taxonomy places the organism in Eukaryota, Metazoa, Chordata, Actinopteri, Siluriformes, Bagridae. Gene Ontology annotation, biological process: negative regulation of axon extension involved in axon guidance; positive regulation of neuron migration; negative chemotaxis. Bases 663 to 2927 code for a protein of 754 amino acids.